AUGACAGGUCAAUGUAAUGAAGUUUACAAAAUUGAUAAAGAUAUAACAUUACCAAAUUUUUUAAUUAUGAGAACCUGUGUAGAUAAAGUUGUGGCAACUACAUCCUCUGGAGAUUAUGUUAGAUUAUAUAUAAUGUUUAACUUUCAAAGAAAUUCUGGUUAUUUCUUAAUUCAAUCACUUUUACCAGCUGCUUUAAUUGUUAUUGUAUCAUGGAUUGCAUUUUGGAUAAGUAGAGAUUCACCACCUAGUAGGACAAGUUUAGGUGUUAUGACAGUUCUUGCAAUGACUCACCUUUUAACAGGAGUUAAUAGAAGAUUACCACCUGUUAAUUAUGUUAAAGCUGCUGAUAUUUAUUUAGGUUUUUGUUAUCUUAUGGUAGCUUUUUCAUUAUUUGAGUAUGCAGCAGUAGCAUUUAGUAAACGAAGAAAUGAAAAUAAAAAAAAGAGAGAAAAUAAAAAGGGUAAAGUUCAGUAUGAUAGUGUUUGCCUAAAACCAACACUUCCAGAUCCAGGUCAUGAUGUUCGAUUGAAAAUACUUCAAAAUUUUAAUGAAGAAAGUAUAGAUCAUGAAAUAUGUACUUGUUCACAACAACCGGUAACUUCAUUAUUAUAUCUUAGUAGAAAAUCAAAUAAAUUAAAACCUUAUGUUAAAGAUAGUCAUAUAGAUCGAGCAGCAAGAAUCAUCUUUCCUGUAACAUUUUCAUUAUUUAAUGUUAUUUUUUGGUUAAUUGUAUAUAAUGAAUUAAGAAAAUCACAAAUUGAAGAAAUAUUUACGGACGAAUUAACUUUUUCUCUUAAUAAUAUAAAAAUGAGUGAAAAAUCAGAUCUCGUAAAAUGUAAAGAAAUGGUUUUGUACAAAUUCAAACUUGAUGAUUUAAGAUCUUGUUUACAUGGACUUUUCAGUAAUGCUAGUGGUAAGAAGGAUGAUCUACAACGGAGGUUAAGGACAUUUCUUGAAUCAGAUAAGACACAGAACAAAGCAAUAGAUGUUAUAUUUGAACGAGGUCUGUCCAUGGGUUAUAUAACAAAAUCUAGGCAAGGAGGGUUUGUUGAUAAUGAGCCAACUCCAAAAUAUGUUCCAAGAUCAAGUAAUCGUCAGCCGACACUAGAAACAAACAUACUUAUGAAAGAUUUAUACUUUUACAAGGAUGUCCAUAAUGUAACUGGAUGGAAAAUAAUUAAUGCCAAUGACGUUAGCCAAUCAGUUUUUUUGAACUUUAUACUGUCUAAAGAUUUAACCAAAUCACUUGUUUCAUCAAAAGAAAGUAAGGAACCAUCGAGAUCUUUUUUCCUUCGAUGUGCAAAUAUCAAACAGGAAACGCAAAGUGCACCAUUAAAAGAUUGCUAUCCUGUUUUAAUGCGAAUGUUUAUUAAUGGUCAAGAAUUUACCAGUCUUUUACCCCGUGAAAUAUGUUAUAGUAGUGUUGAUAGAAAAAAUCGUUUACCAGUUCCAACGGUAUUAAAUGAGGCACUGGUAAAAAUUUCUCAUCCUUUUAAUAGGGAUGUUCCUAUAAAAGUUGAAUUGCGUUACGAUAGAGAUGCAAAUAAAAAUGAAAGUUUCGCUUUUGCUAUAUUCAUUGCAUAUUCAAAAACAGUUGAAGAAAUUUGUAAGGAAAUAACAAGUAGAAAAAAAGUAACUUUUGAGAAAUUUGAUAGUGAUUUAAAGAAAUUCAUGUCAAAUACUGGAGAUGUUGCUUUAGAAUGUGCUAGAAUUCCUCUUCGAUCGUCUAUAACUUAUCAAACAAUAAGAAUUCCAUUUCGAGGAAAAAAUUGUAAUCACAUUUCUCCAGAUGAUCUUAAAGAUUAUAUAGAGAUUAACAAGAACAGUGAAUCUUGGUUAUGUAAAAUUUGUAAACAUGUUUGUACUCCAAAUGACAUUAUGGUAGAUGAAUUUUUUAUGGAUGUACUUAAAAAACAUCCAACUAUUGAUGGAAUUGAACUUUAUCCAGGAAUGAAAUAUAAGUUAUAUGGUGGUAGUGAAAUUUUAUCAUUUGGUGAGUCUACUUCUGCAACAAAGAAGAAUGAUGAUGUAAGUAUUGUACUAAUUGACAGUGACGAUGAAUUCAGUAAUAUAUCAAGUUGUCCAAGUGCUUCUGGACGUAUUUUUAAAGAUGAAUUGAAGCAUAGUACCACAAAUAAUGUUAAUAAUUGUAGCUCAAAAAAUAUUGAAUGUAUAGUAAUUAAUGAUAGUUCUGAUGAAGAGCCUCCACAAAAACGCACAAGGGAUGAAGAAAUUCACUACGCAACAAAUGAUUUUUCUAAUUUAGAUAGUUCUUUAGAAAGCUUUACUCUAGAAAAUGAGGUAAUCAGUUGUAAUAAUUUAAAUUCAAAUGUUAAUGGAAAUAUUGGAUUUAUUCCUGAUAUUACUAUAUCAAAUGAUUCUUUUCAAUCUGAUCAACUAACGGAGACAAAUGAUUCUUCAAAUAUUCAAAUUGAGAAAUUACCUCCUAAUCAUACUGAAAAUUGUUCUUUAAAAAAAUCAACUACAGCAUCUACUUCCGGGAGUAAUAUAAAAUUUAAUAUUGAGAAACUUAGUGAAAAUUUUAAUAAUAGUAAUGAUCAAUUCGAUGGACUUUUAAAUGGAUUUACUGAUAAUAAAGUACAUAACAUAGAUAAAAUUUUAGAUCAAGAGGUAAAGAAUGGUAUUCUACCAGAGAAUCAUUUAGAUUUACAAAAUACGAUUAAUGUAAGUUCAAUGUUUCAAUUUAUUGCUCAAGAUUCUCCUAUUCAACAAUAUUUUGCGUCGGUAAAUAAUGAAAUGUCUAAUUUAAAAGAUCACAUUAGUGAAAUUAAUAAUAUGUAUAAAUAG
This is a messenger RNA of Strongyloides ratti, 2808 nucleotides long. RefSeq names its product SAP domain and Zinc finger, MIZ-type domain and Gamma-aminobutyric acid A receptor/Glycine receptor alpha family and Neurotransmitter-gated ion-channel transmembrane domain-containing protein. The coding region runs from base 1 to 2808 and encodes 935 amino acids. The record is from RefSeq and is a predicted model, not a curated record. Lineage: Eukaryota; Metazoa; Nematoda; Chromadorea; Rhabditida; Strongyloididae. Gene Ontology annotation, biological process: nervous system process; chemical synaptic transmission; chloride transmembrane transport. Gene Ontology annotation, molecular function: zinc ion binding; chloride channel activity; neurotransmitter receptor activity. Gene Ontology annotation, cellular component: membrane; synapse; neuron projection. The transcript has 6 exons.